Messenger RNA from Naegleria fowleri, 2796 nucleotides. RefSeq lists its product as uncharacterized. Lineage: Eukaryota; Heterolobosea; Eutetramitea; Acrasida; Naegleriidae. The coding region runs from base 1 to 2796 and encodes 931 amino acids. The transcript has a single exon. The record is from RefSeq and is a predicted model, not a curated record.
AUGCCUCGACGACGACUACCGAAAACAUCUUCAACCAAGAGAAGCCUAGAUGAACAACAAUCCAGCAGUAGUUGCGUGGAAGACGGAAAGGCUAAUAAUAACAAUACCGCACAAGAACCUCAAACAAAGAAAAAGAAAAUUUCUAACUUUAACGACAAUUCUUUAUUUCCUGAUGAUGUACUUGGUAUGAUCUUUGAUUUCUUGUCCGAUGCAGAUCGAAAGGUAGUUGAAAAAGUAUCAAUUGCUUUUCAUAGAGCAUGUGUAAGAGCUGAAAAACGAGAUGUGAUAGACUAUUGGAAUGAUGAAAACAAUUUCAUGUUGCAUCCUCUCAAAGAAAAGCCUGUACCAUUGUCUGUGAUUGAACAAACUGAAUCUAGAUUGCAGAUCAGAAUACCUUUUCACUUACGAGAAUUUUUGCAAAUCACAAACGGACGGAGGCCAUUUUCUUCUGAUUUUCUACAUAUCAGCAACAUGUUACUUCCAAUAGAACAAUGGCGAAAACAGGGAGGAAGAGUUGUUAUUGGAAGUACAAAAUAUGAAGAGAAAACAAUUCUAAUGAAUGCACGAGGUCUUCUCCUUCUUGAGACUUACGAUAGCGAUGAUAGUGACGACGAUUUUAUUUCAGGUUUAGGAACCUUUAAACAAUUCUUGAAAAUGGAGAACAUUCGUUUUGAUUUUUGUCAUUAUGAUACCAAGAAACUUGUACACAAGAAGCACUUCCAUCAUUUCUUCUCACCUUACACUUCCUCCAUAUUCAAUAUUGAAAACAAGGAGCUCAUUUAUCAAAUGGUUAGACAAGGAGGAAACUGCAAUAAUUUACCAGCAUCGCUCAAAGCGGACAGAUCAUUUAUGCUAAAACUGGUAAAGACAGACGGGAAUGCUAUUAAAGCUGCUUCUGAUGAAUUGAGAGAUGACAAGCAAAUUGCGAUGGCUGCAAUAUCAAAUUCUGCCUCUAGCUACAGAUAUUUAUCAUAUAGGCUAAAGUGCGACGAAGAAAUUUGCAGUAUAGCGUUUUCUGGUGAAAGCAACAUGCUCCGACAAGCUCCUUUUGCUGUGAAAAAUAAUCGAGACUUGAUGCUGAAGGCCGUUAAAUCCAACGCAAAAUGUAUUUUCUAUAUGGCAGGAAUGUUAAAGUUAGACAAGGAAUUGCUUGAAAUUGCUUUGGAACAAAAGUGUAUUGCGGAUAUUCCAUACAGCCUUAAAAGAGAUAAGGAUUUCAUGCUAAAAGCUCUUAGUUACAAAGUACCCUUAAAAUUGGCUGCAUUUGACUUGAAAAAUGAUGAGGAUAUAGUUCUUGCUGCUGUGACGAUUGAUCCAAAAAAUUUAGAACAUGCAUCUGCUAGGCUUCAAAAUAACAGAGAAAUUGUAAAGAUAGCUGUACAAAGUGAUGUAACUACUCUUAAAUACGCCUCUAUUGACCUUAAAAACGACAAGGAAAUAUUGAUGAUUGCUUUGGACAAAUUAUUAUAUCACAGAAGUGGUAAUACUAUUACUCUCGAAUUUUGUCCAUUCUCCAUUAGAAAUGACAGAGAUAUUGCAUUGAAAGCUGUACAACUCGCUUUUAGCAAUAUGAAGUUUGUUUCACCAGAAUUGCGGAAAGACAAAUCUUUUGUUAUGGAAGUUUUGAAGCUUCCAAAUCCUCCUGUGGAGUAUAUUGAUGAUUCAUCAUUCGAAGACGAAGAAAUUAUUGCUCUUGCAAUGCAAAAAUAUGGUCAUUUAGUAUCACUUUCAAAGUCUACGCUUCGGAACCACCGCAAAGUGGCGCUGGCUACUGUUAAAAAGGAUGGUGCAAUGUUAAAAGAGCUUUCUCUCGAGCUUCGAAACGAUAGAGAGAUUGUGAAAUCUGCCAUACAGCAAAAUAAUCAAAGUAUUUUUUAUUCGACCUAUGAGUUGAGAAAUGAUCCAGAGAUGAUCCUAUUCAAAGAAAAAGAAGGAGGAUAUGCUUCAAAAGUUGAGUGUUUCUGUGAUAAACAACAUAUACUCAAUACUUUUGACCCUCAUGCAGGAUUGUUGCAAUGUACAGAAUAUUCUCUAGCAGACAAUGAACAAGUGGCCACUCAAUGUAUGAUUAACGAGGAAGAUCACACUUUUCCAUAUCUUUCAGACCGAUUACGAGAUGAUCACAAGCUUGCUCUUUCCCAAGUGACAACAUGCGGAGGUUUACUGGAAUAUGUCUCACCAAGAUUAAAACGUGACCGAAGUAUUGUCCAAGCUGCCACUGAACAAUAUGCUCUAGCACUACAGUAUGCAGAUCCUGAAUUUUGGCAUGACAAGGAUUUAGUUUUAAAAGCAGUGAAACAAGAUGGAUUAAUGCUUCAAUAUGCUCCUUAUGAAUUAAGAAAUGACAAAGCUGUCGUUAUGACAGCCGUCUCAGAUGAUCCUGCUUCUUUGCAAUUUGCCUCUGAUGAGAUGAGGAAUGACCGAGAGAUUGUGCUUAAAGCCAUCUCACAAUCAGCCAGUGCCAUUCAAUUUGUGUCUGAGGAGCUAUUACAUAAUGAGGAAAUUGUUUCAGAGGCGUUGAUGAAAUCUGAAGCUGUUGCUAAUCUAAUACCGGAAUCUGUAUUAAGCCAGGACAGAAUUGCAGAGUUACGCGAAAAAGCCAGAACCAAUAAUACUAUUGUAAUCGAUGACGAUGAUGAUGACGAUGAUGAUGAUGACACUGAUGACUAUGACGACUACGAUGAAAAUGAAGGUGACAUGUUCAUUUUCGAUGAUGAUGACGACGAUGACGAUGAUGAUGUCGACGACAUCGCCUCAUUUCAUAGUUUCAUGGUACGCAAUAUCUUUAACUUUUAA